Messenger RNA from Suillus clintonianus, 630 nucleotides. Its product is annotated as dehydrase and lipid transport-domain-containing protein. Gene Ontology annotation, molecular function: ubiquinone binding. The coding region runs from base 1 to 630 and encodes 209 amino acids. The transcript has 4 exons. Gene Ontology annotation, biological process: cellular respiration; ubiquinone biosynthetic process. NCBI's taxonomy places the organism in Eukaryota, Fungi, Basidiomycota, Agaricomycetes, Boletales, Suillaceae. The record is from RefSeq and is a predicted model, not a curated record. Gene Ontology annotation, cellular component: mitochondrion.
AUGUUUAUUUUGCAAGGCUUCUUCACCCUUCCAAACUUCUCGCCCUUCUCGCCCUCACCCGACUCUGAUGAACAGCCAGCAACACAAACUUACCACGAACGCAAGAUUUUUCCUUAUGGACGCAAAGAUCUAUACAAUUUAGUUGCAGAUGUUGGUUCAUAUCACAGUUUUGUGCCGUAUUGCACCGGCUCGAGAAUUUUGGAACAACGUAUGGGCCAGAAUGGUGUGGUCACGAUGGACGUGGAGUUGAUGGUCGGUUUCUUUGCAUUGAAGGAGAGCUACGUGAGCAGAGUGACGUGUCGACCGUAUGAAUCCGUCCAGGCUGAAGCAUCGACUUCGACCCCUCUCUUCAAGACGCUUCAAACAACAUGGCGUUUCCAACCAGCUUCAUCAACAUCCCCUCAUCUUUCCAGUGGUCCACCGCUCCAUGGCGAUGCUGGGAACUCCGUCGCCGUCGCCAGCCAUUCUCCUGACGCCGGGCCCACUCUUGUCACGCUCGAUAUCGCCUUCGCAUUUGAGAAUCCGUUGCAUUCUGCCCUCUCUGCCAAAUUUUUUGGGAAGGUGUCUACGCUCAUGGUACAGGCCUUUGAAGAACGUUGUCUGGCUGUGUACGGAUCUGGGACAAAGUAA